Molecule: messenger RNA, 2081 nt
Organism: Lates calcarifer (barramundi perch)
Lineage: Eukaryota; Metazoa; Chordata; Actinopteri; Centropomidae
Gene: hnrnpcb
Product: heterogeneous nuclear ribonucleoprotein C
Cellular component (GO): nucleus
Molecular function (GO): RNA binding
Source: RefSeq, a predicted model, not a curated record
CGACGCCAUUUCGUGUCCACUGGUUUCAAGGUGAUACAAUCAGCCUGCAGAACCGUAAGCGGAUCGUUAUCUACUCAAGUAAAAACAGCGUUGACUUUUACUCAUUUUUAGUAGUAAGCUCCUGUUUUUGAAGCCACUUUUUUGAACAGCGGCAAAUCAGUCAGACAGGCAGGCAGACCUCCACCGACCCGAGCACAGACACAAUGGAUUGGUCAUCGUCGUCAUCCACCUCCAGCCUGAUGGCCAGCAGCAACGUGACCAACAAGACCGAUCCCCGCUCCCUCAACUCCCGCGUCUUCAUCGGCAACCUCAACACACUGCUGGUCACCAAGGCUGACGUGGAGGCCAUCUUUUCCAAGUAUGGCAAGAUCGUGGGUUGCUCCGUCCACAAGGGCUAUGCAUUCGUCCAGUACUCCAAUGAGAGGAAUGCUCGGGCGGCCGUGGCCAGCGAGGACGGACGCAUGAUUGUGGGACAGGUCCUGGACAUCAACCUGGCAGGCGAACCGAAGCCUCACAGAUCGAAGACAGUAAAGCGUUCUGCCGGAGACAUGUAUAGUUCAUCUUUUGACUUGGACUAUGACUUUCAAAGAGAUUAUUAUGAUAGGAUGUACUCCUACCAGUCCCGGGUGCCUCCUCCCCCUCCACCCCUGUCUCGCGCUGUCAUCCCUUCAAAGCGUCCCAGGGUCAGUCUGAGUGGAGGGGGUAGUAGACGAACCAAAACCAGCUUCUCCUCCUCCUCCAAAAGUAGCCAGAGGACCUCACGUACGAUGAAGGUAGAUGAUCUGCAGACCAUCAAGAGAGAACUCACACAGAUUAAACACAAGGUGGACUACCUGCUGGAGAGCUUAGAGCGCAUGGAGAAGGACCACAGCAAGAAGUCUGACAUGAAGAGCUCCAAACCAGAGCCCGGUGAAGUGUCCCCACUUCACUCAUCUACCUCCAGCAAGAAGGAGGACAGCCUGAAACGGGACAGAGAGAGCCAGGAGCUGAACGACUCCGAGGAGGAGGGAGAUCUGCUGGAGGACGAGGAUGAGAUGAAAAGCAGAGGGAGAGAGGAGGACGAGGAGGAGGAAGGCGAGCAGGAGGAAGGAGAGGACGACGGCGACAGCGCCAACGGAGACCAGUCCUAAACACUACGCAGGCAGACAGGCAGACACGCAUGCACAAAACAAUUGUGUAUGAUUGUGUUACCACACCAGACUUGUACACACACAAUGUUCAUGUGCUCAUAUCUGCUGAAUUGACUGGACAUUUAUAUACAGUGUAUUGUAGAUAUUUCUCUCUGUCACAUAGAUACACAUAUUCAUAAAUAUGUAAAGUACCUAUUUCUGAAUUUGGUACUUUGACUUCCUUUACUUUUUUUUUUUUUUUAAUUUUACUGAUAUUUUCUGACACUGGAUAAAUCAUGAUAAAACAUUGUUGUGUUACAUUUAGACAAAAUGCCUUCCGUUGAUGAUAGAUGUAACAUAUUGUACAUUUGAACUCAGGGCUAUGAGCCUCUCCAGUGUAAGAAAUUGAAAGGAAAAGAGCUUAGCCCUCAUCAGUUAUUGAUUUUAGAUGAAUGUGUUGACUUGUUGCCAAAAAUUGAACAAAGUACCACUCAGCAGUGGCUGACAUUUAAACAAAACUGGAUUGAAAUAUGCUCAGGUGCAGUGGUUUGAAUUUAAGGUCAGUUGUGAGAGAAAAUAUCAGACAUGAUAGUACAGCCCGGGCUUGAAAUAAAAUGUAAACUGUAUUCCUGAUCCAGCUGUUGUACAGCUGCCUUCUAACCAGCAGAUGGCAGUGUGUCAUAACAACUGGCCACACAAAAUGACUCAUUUCUGUUGCUCACAGAAAAUCUUGACCUUCUGCUUUGUCAGAUAAAAUGAGCGUGUACAAAAUUUCAUGUUGGGCUGCAGAAAUGCUCAGACAUAAUCCUCAUGGCUCUGAAAAUAGUUUUGUUUGUUGCGGAGGUGUUACGACCUUAAUCGACCUUGACUUGUGAAAUGCAGUGCUACUCCAUGUUUGUCUGUUUCUGUUGAUGUUCUGUUUGUCAUUCAUCUGCACUGGUGAAAGUGAAUAAACAUGUUUUCCAAGUCGGA